This is a messenger RNA of Nerophis ophidion (straightnose pipefish), 6136 nucleotides long. RefSeq names its product peroxidasin. The transcript has 23 exons. The record is from RefSeq and is a predicted model, not a curated record. Gene Ontology annotation, molecular function: protein binding; heme binding; peroxidase activity. Gene Ontology annotation, biological process: response to oxidative stress. Lineage: Eukaryota; Metazoa; Chordata; Actinopteri; Syngnathiformes; Syngnathidae. The coding region runs from base 61 to 4491 and encodes 1476 amino acids.
GGCUGGCUGUCUUGCUGUUGCUCGCCGCGCUCGUGCCCGCUGCUCGCCUCACUGCUAGCAAUGGCGCUGCGGGCUGCCCAGCUCCUCUCCCCUCAUCUCCUCCUCGUCUCGGCUUGCCUUUUGCUCGCCGGCGGACCACAUACGGUUCUCUCUUGUCCGAGUCGGUGUUUGUGUUUCCGAACCACCGUGCGAUGUAUGCAUCUGAACCUGGAAACGGUACCGGCUGUCUCUCCUCAGACCACCAUUCUGGAUCUGAGAUUCAACAAAAUCAAGGAUUUACAAUCUGGAUCUUUUAGCCGGUUGAAGAACCUCAACACACUCCUCCUUAACAACAAUCAUAUACGAAGGAUCCCCAGGGGGACAUUUGAAGAUCUGGAAAACCUCAAAUAUCUCUAUUUGUACAAGAAUGAAAUCCAAUCAAUUGACAGACAAGCAUUUAAGGGGCUUGUCUCUCUUGAGCAACUGUACCUCCACUUUAAUAACAUUGACACACUGGAACCAGAAUCUUUCAGUCAUCUGCCAAAGCUUGAACGACUGUUUUUGCACAACAACAGAAUCACCCAGCUUGUCCCAGGAACCUUCACUAAUCUGCAGGCUAUGAAACGACUGCGACUGGAUUCCAAUGCAUUGAACUGUGAUUGUGAGUUGCUGUGGCUGGCGGACUUGCUGAAGCAGUAUGCGGAGUCAGGAAAUGCCCAAGCUGCCGCCACGUGCGACUUCCCAACACGCCUGCAGGGAAGAUCAGUGGCCACCCUCACUGCCGAGGAGCUCAGCUGCGAAGUACCCAGGAUCACCUCGGAGCCCCAGGAUGUGGAUGUUACAUCAGGAAACACGGUCUACUUUACCUGCAGAGCUGAGGGCAACCCGAAACCGCAGAUCAUCUGGCUCAGGAACAACAAUGCACUUAACAUGCGAGAUGACAGUCGUCUGAAUCUGCUUGAGGAUGGCACGCUAAUGAUUCAGAACACAAGAGAAACCGACCAGGGAGUCUACCAGUGCAUGGCCAAAAAUGUGGCAGGGGAGGUGAAGACCUCGGAGGUCACACUGCGCUAUUUUGGAGCCCCAUUACGGCCAAGUUUUGUGAUCCAGCCCCAGAACACGGAGGUGCUGGUGGGUGAAAGUGUGACCUUGGAGUGCAGCGCUACAGGCCAACCGCAACCCCGGAUCUCCUGGACCAAAGGAGACCGGACGCCACUUCCAAACGAUGCUCGAAUCAAUAUCACCCCCUCUGGUGGGCUUUACCUUCAAAAUGUAGUUCAAACAGACGGGGGACAGUACACCUGUUUUGCUUCCAAUAAUGUUGACACCAUCCAGGCCACAGCUUAUAUUAUCGUCCAAGCAAUACCCCAGUUUACAGUCACACCACAGGAUGAGUCGGUCCUUGAAGGACAUACUGUGGACUUCCCAUGCGAGGCGACAGGUUACCCCCAGCCAGUCAUCGCCUGGACUCGUGGGGGUAGCCCGUUGCCAUUGGACCGCCGACACUCUGUACUAUCAACUGGUACUCUGCGUAUCACUCGGGUGGCGGCCCACGACGAGGGUCAGUACGAGUGUCAGGCGGUCAGCCCAGUAGGGACUGUGCGUGCCGCCGUGCAGCUCAGCAUCCAACAGAGAGUAACGCCUGUUUUCACAAAUGCUCCAAGGGACGUGACGGUGGAGUCUGGCCAGGAUGUCCAGAUUCCCUGCAGCGCUCAGGGCCAGCCACAACCUGUCCUCACCUGGAACAAGGAUGGUGUGCAGGUGACAGAGAGUGGUAAAUUCCACAUCAGCCCUGAGGGUUUUUUAGAAGUGAAGGAUGUGGGCACCGCCGAUGGGGGCCGCUACGAGUGUUUGGCCCGCAAUCCCAUUGGCUAUCAGGUUGCUAGCAUGGUGCUAACAGUCACAGUUCCAGCAGUGAGCAGAGAAGGCGACACCUUUGUGAGCACAUCCAUAGAGCAGGCCAUCCGUAAUGUAGACAGCGCCAUCGAGUCUACAAGGAGACGUCUGUUUGAUGGUCAGCCCCGUACCCCAGGAGAGCUGCUUGCUCUUUUCCGCUAUCCACGGGACCCCUAUACGGUAGAGCAGGCUCGAGCUGGCGAGAUCUUCGAGCAGACUUUGCUUCUUAUCCAGAACCAUGUCAACCAGGGUCUCAUGGUCGACACCAACGGCACUGAGUUUCGCUACAACGACUUGGUAUCCCCACACUUUCUUGACGUGAUCGCCAAUCUUUCGGGCUGUACCGCCCACCGCCGUUUCAACAACUGCUCGGACAUUUGCUUCCACCAGAAGUACCGCACUCAUGACGGCACUUGCAACAACCUUCAGCACCCCAUGUGGGGCGCCUCGCUCACCCAUUUCGAGCGACUGCUGAAAUCUGUCUACGAUAAUGGUUUUAAUCUGCCAAGGGGCGCCACUGAGCAGGCACACAAUGGCUACAGGCUGCCACUGCCGAGGCUGGUGUCCACCACCAUGAUUGGAACAGAGACAAUCACACCAGAUGACCAGUACACCCACAUGCUGAUGCAGUGGGGUCAGUUUCUGGACCAUGACCUGGACUCCACUGUGGCGGCCCUCAGCCAAUCGCGGUUCUCAGAUGGACAGCUGUGCACUCAGGUGUGCACCAAUGACCCGCCCUGCUUCCCCAUCCAGUUCCCUCCCAACGAUCCACGGCAGCUACAAAGCAGAGCUCGCUGUAUGUUUUUUGUGCGCUCCAGCCCAGUGUGCGGCAGCGGAAUGACAUCCCUCCUCAUGAACAGCGUGUAUCCAAGAGAGCAGAUUAACCAGCUCACUUCUUACAUCGACGCCUCAAACGUAUACGGUAAUUCACGGCAUGAAUCUGAGGAGAUCCGGGAUCUGGCCAGUCAAAGGGGUUUACUCCGACAAGGGAUUAUCCAGCGCACAGGCAAGCCACUGCUCCCUUUUGCCACUGGACCACCCACCGAGUGUAUGAGGGAUGAGAACGAGAGUCCAAUUCCGUGCUUUUUAGCUGGAGACCACCGUGCCAACGAGCAGCUGGGUCUGACCGCCAUGCACACCGUGUGGUUCAGGGAACACAACCGCAUAGCCACAGAGCUCCUGAGGCUAAACCCCCACUGGGACGGAGACACCAUUUACCAUGAGGCCAGGAAGAUAGUGGGAGCGCAAAUGCAACACAUCACAUAUAGUCACUGGUUGCCAAAGAUCCUUGGGGAGGCAGGUAUGAAGAUGAUUGGGCCGUACACAGGUUAUGACCCCAAUAUUAACGCGGGCAUCCUCAAUUCUUUUGCCACUGCGGCAUUCCGCUUCGGGCACACCCUCAUUAACCCGAUACUCUACAGGUUGGAUGGGGACUUCCAGCCCAUCCCCCAGGGUCACAUCUCCCUGCACCGGGCCUUCUUUUCCCCCUUUCGCAUUGUGAACGAGGGUGGCAUUGACCCACUGCUCCGCGGGCUCUUUGGUGUGGCGGGUAAAAUGCGGGUCUCCUCGCAGCUACUCAAUACAGAGCUGACCGAGAGAUUGUUUUCUAUGGCCCACGCUGUAGCGUUGGACCUGGCAGCUAUGAACAUACAGCGAGGAAGAGAUCACGGCAUACCGCCAUACAAUGAUUACAGGACCUUCUGUAACCUGUCAUUGGCUCAAACUUUUGAGGAGUUGAGAAAUGAGAUUAAGAAUCCCAACGUCAGAGAAAAAUUGCAAAGGUUGUAUGGCACGCCGCUGAACGUCGACCUGUUUCCUGCCCUGAUGGCUGAAGACCUGGUCCCUGGCAGUAGACUAGGCCCUACCCUCAUGUGUCUGCUGGCAUCUCAGUUCAAGCGCCUACGAAAUGGAGACAGAUUCUGGUAUGAAAACCCAGGUGUGUUUACUCCUGCCCAGCUAACUCAGUUAAAGCAGGCCUCUUUGUCGCGGCUGAUGUGCGACAACGGAGAUAACAUCACACGAGUCCAGCACGAUGUCUUCAGGGUGGCAGAGGUGCCACAUGGCUAUGGCAGCUGCGAUGAGGUCCCGCAAAUUGACCUACGCAUGUGGCAAGACUGCUGCGAAGAUUGCAGAACGAAGGGUCAGUUCAACGCAUUGUCGUACCACUUUAGGGGGCGCAGGUCAGCAGAACACAGCUAUAAAGACAGCAAACCCGUUGACAGCAGCAAAGAAAACAGCCCUGUGGAAGAAGCCACAGAAAGCCUUCUCAAUGUUACUGUGACUUCCAAGAAAAGCACUGAACCUUCAAUCAAUGACUUCCAGGACUUUGUCUCUGACAUGCAGAAGACGAUCACAAGUUUACGAAAACAGAUUAAACGGCUGGAAGCCCGUCUGAGCAAGACUGGCUGCACUGACAGUAAUGAGCGUGUGCACACAGAUGGAGAGCAGUGGAAAGAGGAUCCAUGCACACAAUGUGAAUGCAAGGACGCCAGGGUCACCUGCUUUGUGGAGUCUUGUCUGCCAGCCCAGUGCAAACAGCCUGUCAGGCUAAAAGGCGCCUGCUGCCCCGUGUGCCUGAACGCAGCCAAGGGGCCAAAAGCAGACCGCAGCCAUUAAUGAGCCUCAGGACCUAUCCACCAUCACACGUUUGUGUCUGAAACAGUCAAACAGCCACCAAGAGGAGGAGACUCACGAAGCCCACCAGUAGCCUGGAAACACACAAUAGCCUCAUUUUUUUUAUCAUUUUUGAACAGGGGGAGAUGGUUCUGUUCUUUUUUAUUUUUGUUGCCUCCUCCAGGACUAAAAGGAUUCUUCUCUGAUCUGGAGGACGGAUGAACGCUCCCUGAGGCCUUUGCAGCGCAACAAUUUAGGUUGUCCGACCCCCUUUUGGUCCGUCGCCAUCAACCUGCAGGAAAGGGAAGUCGAUUGAGAGGAGGCAGCCAUUUUUGUUUGUUCACAAACGUUUCUCAGGUUAGAUAUGCCAAAAAAACACACAAAAAAAACGGUGCUAUUUUACCCUUAAAAUGAAUUAAUCACUUAAUACCUUCAAAGUAUUGUCUUGUAUAUGAAAAAGCAACAUAUAUCCAUUUUUAUCACUAUUGAGAUCACUUUAUUCAAUGGAAAUGACUUUUUAUAAAUAGUUAGGUCUUCUAUUCUAAGGUGCUUUAUAACAAUGCAUUUUCAAUACAAACAAUGUGAAGCCCUAUGGAAAAUUCGGAUGAAAGAAAAAUGUCUACUGAUUUCUGAUGGUCGUCGUGUUGUGAACUUUGUCCCCAGUAAGAGCCAACGUCCUCUGCAGUAGACAUGUGUUUGUGGUUUAUUUCUUUAGUCAGAAAAAAAAUAGCCCUGUUAUACAUGUCCACUGCAGUGGACGACCGCCGUAGUAUUUACUUUUUAAGUCCGCACUACUCAUAACUGAAGGACUGCAUUGAUUUACUGCUGGGCCUGCAGCGCUGGAUCACAAAGUCUAUGCGUUCAAUUGCAUUGAACCGUGUGAUCAUGUUCACUUCAAAAGGGCGCAUUUCCCCCUUUUUUAGUAGAGAAUUGCCCCGCUAGUGUUUUCUUUGCCAAACUUUGUUGAAAGUUACAUCAUUAAGCCAAGCACGCUGCGCAGGGCAAGGCUUCUUUAACCCUCUGACCCUCAUUCCACGUAAUGGAAGCCAUAUGGGAGGUGGGAAGGGAUUUAGUGACAAUCAAAACACGUUACGCAUGCAAAAAGACGGGAUACUUCUUGUAUGAAGCAUACACCACAUGCACACACUUUUAACGUUCCUCCUCAUUGUGUUCUGUAAACGGUGACGUCCAAAGCAAGCAUCUGUCAUUAAAGCGAUAUAAUACUGUCUGGAAUGUUCCAUUCAGGACGGGUUUUUACAUGAAACUGUGUUUACAGUUGUGUAUUUGCUUGCUCUCUGCUUGUACCACAAACAAAUCCUCCGAUGUGUGCUAGUUUAAGUUUCAAAGCUCUAGGAGGUUUCUGUUACCUUGGAUAAAAUGUUUUUGUUUAUUUGGAGUGUUUCUUUUUGUUUGUUUGUUUUUCAGUAACCUGCCCCUUUCCCCCCCCUCUUAAAACGUGUCAAUACAAUGCAAGACUGAACAUGCCUUACCAACACUGUCCCUUUUACGACUGAUCAACGGGGCUCCACUACUUAGUACCUAUCAUGACAUUUGUAUUGUAUGUUUGCCAAAUAAUGGUUUGCACUGUAAUCUAUGCCUCUGAACAGUAAUAAUAAUAAUUAAAAAAAUAAGCCACUUUUGAGUUCUA